Molecule: messenger RNA, 210 nt
Organism: Plenodomus lingam JN3
Lineage: Eukaryota; Fungi; Ascomycota; Dothideomycetes; Pleosporales; Leptosphaeriaceae
Source: RefSeq, a predicted model, not a curated record
AUGUCCAUGUCUUCACUCCCCUCCCUGUCGGCAAUAUCGCCUGCUUCGGAAACCAUCGGGAUCUCCAAACGGGACACUCAGUCAAACAGUGGAGCAGAGCGGCCCGCCAUCGGUGUGAGCACACUGCUCAUAGGAUCACACUCGUCUCGGGAACGGGCUUCGAGGCCGAAAGAAGCAGACUUCCGGCUCAUGUUUGCUUACACGUUCUGA